Messenger RNA from Psilocybe cubensis, 2229 nucleotides. RefSeq lists its product as uncharacterized. Gene Ontology annotation, cellular component: cytosol; DNA replication factor C complex. Gene Ontology annotation, biological process: gluconeogenesis; glycolytic process; DNA replication. The record is from RefSeq and is a predicted model, not a curated record. Bases 1 to 2229 code for a protein of 742 amino acids. Lineage: Eukaryota; Fungi; Basidiomycota; Agaricomycetes; Agaricales; Agrocybaceae. Gene Ontology annotation, molecular function: fructose-bisphosphate aldolase activity; zinc ion binding; DNA clamp loader activity. The transcript is spliced from 15 exons.
AUGGGUGUCCUCGACGUCGUACCUGCAGGUGUUUUGACUGGCGACAAUGUUCGCAAACUCUUCGAUUAUGCCAAAGAACACAAGAAUGUCACCUCCACAUCGGUAGCCAAUGCAGUUCUCGAAGCCGCUCGUGACAUCAAAUCUCCCAUCAUCAUCCAAGUCUCCCAGGGCGGUGCUGCCUACUUUGCAGGCAAGGGCCUUGCCAAUGACAAGCAGCAGGCGUCGAUUUUGGGCGCUAUCAGCGCUGCUCACCAUGUCCGCCUGAUGGCGAAGGCUUACGGCGUUCCCGUCGUCAUGCACAGCGACCACUGCGCGGAGAAGCUCCUCCCCUGGUUCGAUGGAAUGCUUGAGGCUGAUGAAGCUUACUUCAAGGAGCACCAGGAACCUUUGUUCUCGUCCCACAUGCUCGAUCUCUCCGAAGAACCCAAAGAGCAAAACAUCGCCACCUGUGUCAAAUACUUCAAGCGGAUGGCUCCCCUCGGGCUCUGGCUCGAGAUGGAAAUCGGUAUUACAGGUGGAGAGGAAGACGGUGUUGACAACACUGGCGUCGAUAACGCAAGCCUGUACACACAACCCAAUGACAUCUACGAUGUCUACAAGGCUUUGAGCGCCAUCGGACCUAACUUCAGCAUCGCCGCCGCCUUCGGCAACGUCCACGGUGUUUACAAGCCAGGAAAUGUCAAGCUUCAACCCGAGAUUUUGGGCAACCAUCAGGCAUAUACCGCUGAGCAGAUAGGCAAGAAGGAUACCAAGCCACUCUAUCUCGUCUUCCACGGUGGUUCUGGUUCAACAAAGGAGGAAAUUUCCACCGCUGUUGGACAUGGUGUUGUCAAGAUGAAUGUCGACACCGAUACCCAAUUUGCGUAUCUCGUCGGUAUCCGGGACUUCAUUUUCAAAAAGAAGGAUUAUCUCCAAACUCAGGUCGGUAACCCUGAGGGUGCUGACAAGCCCAACAAGAAAGUUUACGACCCUCGAGUGUGGCAGAUUCCUAUCAUCUGCAUUGCCAAUGAUCGCCAGGCGCAAAAGCUAAAGCCCUUGAUGGCUACGACCUUUAGCCUCCCCUUUCACAAGCCUCCCGCGCAAUCGAUACGAUCAAGAAUUCUUACCAUCGCUUUCAAGGAGAAGAUGAAAAUACCCGCCAACGUUAUUGACCAACUCAUCAAUGGGGCACAAUCAGAUAUUCGCCAAGUACUCAACAUGCUCUCAACAUGGAAAUUGUCGAGUGACACCAUGGACUUCGACGAGGGAAAAGACCUUGCCAAGAUGAAUCAGAAGUACUCUAUUUUAAGUCCUUUUGACAUCACCUCAAAACUAUUAGGCCCAUAUGUCUACUCACCGACUUCACGAGAAACUUUGGGAGACAAAAUGGAUUAUUAUUUCCAGGAUCAUUCAUUUGUUCCUUUAUUCAUCCAGGAAAAUUAUCUGAAAACAGAACCUGCUCGGAUUCGUAAUCUUGAAGGGCCAGAGAAAAUUUUGAGAGAACUUCAGCUAAUGGAUCGCGCCGCUUCGUCCAUCUCAGACGGAGAUCUUGUGGACGCAUUGAUUCACGGGCCUGAACAACAUUGGGGACUGAUGCCGUUGCAUGCGAUUUGCUCUACCGUCACCCCUACAUAUAACCUAUACGGAAACGGUGCAGGUUAUGGAGGCCCAAAUGCGAUGUCAUUCCCUCAGUGGCUUGGCCAAAAUUCGAAACAGAACAAACUCGCCCGACAACUAGGCGACGUUCAAAUCCGAAUGCGACUGAAAGUAUCAGGCGAUAAAACCGAGAUCAGACAAUCAUAUAUUCCAUCCUUGUUCCCAUACAUGGUCAAACCACUCAUGGACGAAGGUGUUUUAACCACAUCCUGGCAGAGUGCUGUCGAUGAAGUCAUUGAGCGUAUGGAUGAAUAUUACAUUUCGAAAGAAGACUGGGAUACUAUUAUCGAACUGGGCGUUGACGAAAAGAAAGACGAUGUUAUCAUGAAGAAAAUUUCGACGGCCACAAAGACAGCCUUGACGCGAAAGUACAACGCCUCCGAACAUCCUAUACCGUUCCAUAAAGCGCAAGACUUAGGAAAGGUUCCGAAGAAACUUGCCGGUGGCCCAGCCCCAGACCUGGAAGAGGCCUUCGUUGAUGAUGUGAUAGAUGACGUUUCAGAGGAUGAGAAGAACAAGGACCUAGAUGAAGAUAUAACCAAAGACUCUCUUAUCAAAGCGCCAAAGAAGAAGAAAGCCCCUGUCAAGAAGUAA